Dromiciops gliroides (monito del monte) is the source of this 1221-nucleotide messenger RNA. RefSeq names its product probable E3 ubiquitin-protein ligase TRIML1. NCBI's taxonomy places the organism in Eukaryota, Metazoa, Chordata, Mammalia, Microbiotheria, Microbiotheriidae. The record is from RefSeq and is a predicted model, not a curated record. Gene Ontology annotation, molecular function: protein binding; zinc ion binding. The transcript has 7 exons. The coding region runs from base 1 to 1221 and encodes 406 amino acids.
AUGGAUGUCAAAGCCUUACUUGAACACUUCAAGGCAGAUAUCACUUGCUCCAUCUGCCUGGGCUACUUCACUGACCCAGUCACUGUCAAAUGUGGCCACAGUUUUUGCACACGGUGCCUUUUCCAGUGUGAGAAUGAAGCUGAUGCCGAAUUCACCUGCCCAGAGUGCAGACAAGUUAUCCAAAUCAGUGAUUUGGUGCCCAACAAGAACUUGCAGAAUCUUUCUCUCAUGGGCAGCAUAAUCAGACCUCAUUUACUGCAAAGCAUGAACAUCUGUGUUCAACAUUGGGAAAAAGAAAAGCUCUUUUGUGAGGAAGACCAGAGACUCCUCUGUGAGUCUUGUUCAUUAGCCCCAGAGCACAAGGAUCACCAAGUCUUUCCCUUGGACAGAGCUGUGGACAAGUGCAAGGAUAAGAUUCAAGAGACAUGGGGAAAUUUGUUGGACAAAAAGGAGAAAUUUCAAAGGCAAUUGAAUAAUGAGACAGAGAAGGAAGCACGAUGUAAGGAGGAUUUACAUGUUUUGAAACUGUCAGUUAUAUCUGAAUAUGAGAAAAUGCACAUUUUCUUACGGGAUGAAAAACAUGUGCAAAUGCUAAAACUGGACUUGGAAGUAAAAGAAAACUUGGCCAAAUUCAAUAAGAGCAAGACCAAACUGUCACAACAAAUCCAAAACCUGCAACAAAUGACAUUAGAGGUACAGAAGAACUUGGACAAGGGGCCUUUGGAAAUGCUCCAGGCUAUGAAAAACACCCAGGAAAGGACUGAAGCCUUGUUACUUCAAGAUCCAGAGUGUGCUUUCCCAAACCGGAUAGCUUUCCAAAUCACUGGCAUGAGUGAAAUACUUGUGAGUUUCCAAAGGGAUAUAACUCUGGAUCCUGAAACAGCUGAUCCCCAGCUUACCCUGUCUGAAGAUUUGAAGAGUGUCAAAUAUGUUGAUGUCCCACAGGACCAGACAGGCAACCAUAAGAAAUUUUCCCAUGCACUCAGAGUUUUAGGUGCCCAGAGAUUCACCUCAGGGAAACACUACUGGGAAGUGGAAGUGGGAGAUAAAACAGGAUGGGAAGUGGGAAUCUGUAAAGAAUCAGUCAACAGGAAGGAUGAUGCAAACUUUUCUCUCCCUCUGAUAUCUCUACCUGGAGAAAUAAUGUCCCCCGGGGACAGAGCCAAGAUGGCAGUGAGGAAGCAGCAAGAUGGCGGUGAGGAAGCAGCAAGAUGGCGGUGA